GGCCGAGCGAUUUGAUUAGGUACUGCAGGAGACGAGCGGAGAUUGAUUACGAAGGGAUGGAGGAGGCAARAUUUCUCUUUGAGGCGGCGGCUUAAGGAAUGCCGGGAAGGACGACUACGGCGAUGCGGGUGGAGGAGCAACUGGUAAGCGCAGGAUACACGGUGACAGUACUUCUCCGAGCCUACUUAGAUGAGUACUUGACGGCGAGCGAGUGCAGACAACGAGCCAGGGAUUUGAUCUACGAGCGCGGGGCUGGUAUACUUGCGCGAGUAACCUUUCAGACCUCAAUCACCUAUGACGUGAUGGUAUGGUCUCGUGGUUAUAUGCGCGCAGAGCACUUCCACGACGAGACUGUAGAGGAAGCUAGAGCGAGGAUAGACCGAGACCGCAGAGAUCACGAUGCGUUCGUACGAGCGAGGAGGCUGGACGACUACCGGCGGAGCCCCCGCUAUAAGACUGACAGGGAGAGGGGCGACUCCCGCGGCCGAUGGGAGAUAGAUCAGGUCCGACGAGACGGAUAUAGGGGAGGUAGAUACGAGAGAUCGGGCCAAGAUGGGUAUAGGGAUGACAGAUACGAGAGGUUUAGCCGAGAUGUCUACCGAGGGGGUAGGUAUGACAGAGAAGAUCGAGACUGGGAGCGACGAGAUGGGUCGCGGGGACGGUCUGAUCGCGGAGGAGACGUGAGAGGACAGCGCGACGAGUCGCGAGGACGGUACAACCGAGGAGACCGACGCGAUGAAUCACGAGGACAUUUUGACUCGAGGGACCGCCGGAAUGACUCGCGAGGGCAGUAUGAGCAAGGAGGAUCUGAAGGAGACAGGCGCAACGAUUCACGCAGCCGGAAUGAGACGGGGGGAUAUGGUGUCCCAUCAGAACCAUAUCCCAAGUCGCCUGACCCCAAUGCGGCCAGGAAAUCGAUCCCUAGAGGCGCGGACGACAGGGCAUCUACUCCGAGGAACUCAUGCGUCUACUGUAGAGGAGAAAAUCAUAUCAAGAGGGAUUGUCCGGACCUUAAACGGGCAAUAGAAGAGGGACUCRUCGUGCUUGACGACCGCAAGUACGUCAAGUGGGCAGAUAAUCUCGGAGAUGUAUCGAUGUUCCCUUCAAUGAGGGAGAAUGUCGAAGCAAGGAGAAUAAAGACAAGUAAAGGAAUGGAGCCGGCCAGRAGCCAGAGCAUCAAGAUAACCUUUGAGGGGGAUAUGGCAACCACACCGAUAAGGGUGGCAGCCACCAAGUCGUURAAAGGGACUGCAUCGAAGAAAACUGACACGGAUUACGUGAUGRCAGAGAGAGACGGGCARCGAAUUGAUGGAGAGGAGGUUAUCCUUUCGCCGCGGAAACGGGGAGUGAAGAAGUUYUUAAUGAAGAGUUCGCUGGAUGAGAUUGACACGGUCGAGCCRCUGAGGAGGGCUCUUCGACAGCCCAUGCAAUGCACUAUUCUGGAGUACCUGGCGGCAUCGAAGCCGGCUCGCGAUGAGUUACAGAUGAUCACGCGCAAGACUCGCAUACCUCUAUCAGAGGAGGGGCAAGGGGCCCCUAAGGCGGAAACUUCUACAGUAGCAGUGACGGAGGUGACUGCCAGAGCGGAUCGCAUGGCAACAGUCCUUCUAGAUGGAAUGGAAGGCGUGCCUCCAGACAAAUUUUAYAUACUUGGUAGUGGGGCAGUGGAGACAAUUAUAAACGAUGGAGCGGUACUUGACGCUGUGAUCGAUAACGGCAGUGAGGCAGUUAUCAUAGACGAGGACCUGGCAGUACAGGUUGGACUGGGCCUCGAUAGAUCAUACCUAUUCGAGAUAGAGACUGCUGAUGGUAGRAAGCAACAGAUCACAGGGGUUUGUCACAAGGCAGCCAUUGAGAUCCAAGGGGUACGAGUGACCCUGCCUGUCUUUGCAGUCAAGAACUGCAGCUCUAACCUGCUCCUGGGACGGACGUGGCUAAGCCACGUGCAUGCGGUGACGAUAGAGCGACCUGACGGGAGCCAGACAUUGUCCAUUAAGAAGCUAGAUGGGAUGCGAGUGAUGAUUGAGACGGUGGAGCCUCGGGACCCGAGGAACAGAGCAGCUCUCGCUGUGGGAGCGAGACCCAGUGAUCAGGUUUGGACAUUACCUAUCUCCAGCCGUGCGGUGCGAUUUCGAGAAAAGGAAUAUGGACCACUGCUUACAGAGGAAGAAGGCCGAGUUGUCGAGGUAGAAGAUUUAGGGAGUCGGUUAAUAGUAGACGGCAACUCGUAUCCGAAGGGAGAAGAUGAGGAAUUAGGCGGGAAGGAGAAAGAGGAAGUUACCACUUUCCUGAAGGAGAAGAUGGUUUCCCAUGUCGCGGAACCGUCUGAUAGCGCGUAUGCUAAUCGAUGGUUCUUCUUACGGAAGCCGAAUGGCAAGAUCCGAUGGAUCCAGGACCUUCAGAAGGUCAACGCKGUGACAAUACGAGAUGUGGGYUCGGUGYCACACGCCGAUUUAUUAGCAGAAGGCGCUGCAGAGGAGCUUCAGCGCUUGGAGAGGGCUUUCGAUGCUGUUAAGAAGGAAUUGUUCGACAAACUUCAUGACAAGUUGCACUACCAAUUGUUCGACCCCGGCCGAGAGCUUUUCCUACUGCCCGUUACGGCCAGCGCAGAUCCGAGACCUCUCAAUACACCCAGCCAUGUAAACAGGUCUUCCAACGGUUCGUACAGCAACGGCGCCUCCAACAACGGCUCGAACAACGGUUCGUCCAGAGAUGCAGAGUCGUCAGCAGAAGAGAUUGUUCAAGCUGAUAGUCGUUCGAACGCUAAGGUCAGCGGUCGUAGCUCUGAAGGGACCAGCCAUCGUGGCGACGACCCUGCGAGGAAUGACCAGGCGGCUGGCAAUGGCAGGGGCGUGGGGAGAUCGUGGGCAGAAAAAGACGUGAAUGGCAUGGGCAACGGUGCUGCAUGGGAAAGAGAUUCUUCAUCAAACAUCAUCAUCUUGAAAGAUAAUAAGGACAUGCUGCAGCAAAUGCGGCUGUCUCCGCUGAGGGGCCAUGCUCACACUAGAGAGUAUUCCAACUGACAUGUGGAUGUAGUUGCGACGAGGUGCAUCAAGAGCGGAACUGACAUUUGCGACCGGGUUAGGUGCGUCUAGUCCGGGCCGUAAACGCAACCAGGUGCAUCGAGUGCAGAAUUGACAUGUGAUUGUCAUUGCAGCCAGGUGCAUCAAGUGCUGAACUGAUAUGUGAACGUAACGGCGACCAGCUGCAUCUAUCAGGUGCAUCAAGUGCAGAAUUGACAUGUCAUUGUAAUUGCGACCAGGUGCAUCAAGUGCGGAACCGACAUGUAGACGUAAUUGCGACGAGGUGCAUCAAGUACACAGUGAGCGUAUACAGAGUAAUCCCUCUGCUCCGCAGAAAUUAUCAUUGCAGUAAAUACUUCGCAGUCGA
Molecule: messenger RNA, 3390 nt
Organism: Chara braunii
Lineage: Eukaryota; Viridiplantae; Streptophyta; Charophyceae; Charales; Characeae
Source: the annotation of a GenBank genome assembly